Haemonchus placei is the source of this 1113-nucleotide messenger RNA. Lineage: Eukaryota; Metazoa; Nematoda; Chromadorea; Rhabditida; Trichostrongylidae. The record is from the annotation of a GenBank genome assembly.
ACGUUAUUCCGAGAUGAAGCUAUGGAAGCAGCCGCUGCUCUUCUGAGCGAUGACAUAACGUUUGAACAGGCGUGGAUUAUUCAUAAAUUGGAUUGCUUAGGUUGCCUACUACACGAUGUCCACAAUCCUAAGUCAACAAAUUGCCGCGAUAACCCUUACUGUAUCAAGCGGUUAGGACUAGAAAAGUUUGAAAAACUAAUUAAAGCUGAAAAAAUUAAUACCGCCAAGGUUGAGGAGAGCCAAAAGCGACGGAAUAUACUGGAAGUCCCCUGCGGUUUAACCAACUCUGGAAAUUUCUGUUACGUUAAUAGUUUUCUGCAGGUUUGGUACAAUGAUCCGGUUUUUCGGCAGAUAAUUUUUGACUGGCGGCCUUCUGCAGACUACGUUCGGCCUCUUCCACCUGCAAUGGACGUGGAGGCCGUCAUGAAUAGUCUACAACACCUCUUCUAUACGAUGCAGACCACACCAUUCGAGGAUACUGAUGACAAUCGACAUUUUACUGGGGCUCUAAGGCUUGGUAAUGAGCAGCAAGACGCCCAAGAGUUCUCUUUGGGAUCUACAACUCAGCGGAUUUGGUGUACAUGCGGUAAAGAAAGUAAUCGAAGUUCACCUUUUACCGCUCUCCAACUGAAUAUCGACGGGUUCAAAACGCUCCACGAAGUAUUGGAUGCAUAUUUUGGAGAAGAGCUCCUAGAGGAUUACCUCUGCGAUGAAUGUGAGCGAAGGGGUUACGUGAAGCGACAAACACUCCCAGAAAAAUUACCACCGGUUGUCAUGUUGCAGCUGAAUCGAUACGUUUUCGAUGUAAAUGGUAGAAAUCGCAAAUUGAAGACACCUAUCAUUUACCCACGAGAAUUAUCUGCGCGAUCAUUCCACCUGAACGUCUCAAAAUAUGAUGAUUUUGAUUACGAACUUUUCGCUGUUAUGAUUCAUGAAGGCGACAAUACUUAUUGUGGCCACUAUUAUGAUCUUGUACGGCACCCUUUCACAGGCGUUUGGUACAAAUACAACGAUGAGGUAAAUGAUUUUAGUAGUGACCAGAAUUUGGCACCUCAUCUUUCAGAAUACUUUUUUUCUGGUUUUGCCUUUAAUAGAGUUUGCACAAUGCCGUGA